AUGUCUAAACGAAAAUUCGAAAGUGGAGCUUCAAAAAGAAAAAGAAUGGAGCAAGAUUUGUUAAUUAAAUGUGCCAACGAUAAAACUCAAAAAAAGUUAAAUUUUUAUUUAGCAAAAAAUACUGCCAAUUUUGCAAAGUACUGGUUAUUUCAUCCCAAUCAACCAAAAAUUGGUGUACCAUUUGCAUAUAAAAAAACUUAUUUUCGGUUUGAUGGAGGAAAUCGUAAAUGGGUGUCAUUUAGAUCCAUGGAUAAAUCUCUAUUUUGUUGUAUUUGCCUUUGUUAUGGUGACGGAUCAGGACCGUUCUCUAAAGGAUUUAUUGACUGGAAGCAUGUGUAUACUCGAAUAAAUGAACAUGAAAAUUCAAAAACACAUAGGUUAAAUGUAGAUGCUCAUGUUGUGAAAAAACAAUUUUCAUCAAUUGAUUCACUAUUAACUUAUGGUCAUAGUUCAAUAAGGAAGAAAGAAAUAGAAAAUAGAAGGCAAGUUUUAUUUCGUAUAAUUGAUAUUAUUAAAUUAAUCGGUAAACGUGGACUGAGUUAUCGAGGUAAAACUAAUGAAGCCAUAUAUACUCUUGAUAAUCCAGCUUUAGACCAUGGUAAUUUCUUGGAAAUGAUUUUACUAGUGGGCAAGUAUGAUCCAGUACUCAAAGCUCAUUUAGAUAAAGCAAUUAAAAAGAGUACAAAAAGUCAUGAUUCUGGUUCCAAACAAGGAGGUGGGCACAUAAGUAUUUUAUCUAAAACCACAGUCAAUUACAUUAUUGAGAUAAUAAGUGAAAUUAUAAAGUCAUCAAUUUCUGAAGAGAUCAUUAAAGCUAGAAUGUACUCUGUACAACUUGAUACUACUCAAGAUGUCUCUGUGAUUGACCAAUGCUCAGUUAUUAUAAGAUAUGUAAACGAUACUUCUGUAAAAGAGCGAUUAGUUGGCAUGAUAAAAUGCAAGUCAAGCAAAGGGAUAGCCUUUGUUGAUUUAGUCUUAAAAGUUUUUCAUAACCUGAACAUAAAAGCAAAUAACUGUGUAAGCAAUGCAACUGAUGGAGCUGCAAAUAUGCAGGGCCAAUAUAAUGGGUUUUCUGCAAAACUAAGUGAUGUAGCAGCUAAACAAAUACAUCUGUGGUGCUAUGUGCAUGUAUUGAAUUUAGUAAUAGGUGAUAUUACUCUUAAAGUAUUACAAUCUAUUACUUUAUUUGGAAUUUUAAAUGGGUGUGCAGUCUUCAUACGUGAAUCACACACCCGUAUGGAUGUUUGGACAACUAUGAAUUCCAGAAAAAGAGUUUGUACUAUUGGUGAAACUAGAUGGUGGUCAAAAGAUGCUUCUUUAACCAAAAUCUUUGGUAAUUUUAAUAAUCCUGAGUCUGGACUACUGUUAUGUAAUUAUCAUUAG
Rhopalosiphum padi (bird cherry-oat aphid) is the source of this 1383-nucleotide messenger RNA. RefSeq lists its product as uncharacterized. NCBI's taxonomy places the organism in Eukaryota, Metazoa, Arthropoda, Insecta, Hemiptera, Aphididae. Bases 1 to 1383 code for a protein of 460 amino acids. The transcript is spliced from 2 exons. The record is from RefSeq and is a predicted model, not a curated record.